AUGUUCACCUCCGCGCUCAAGUCGUUCAAUUCGAACAUAUCCGCCAAUUAUCAAAUAUCGCCCAACCCCACCAUUUACUCAGGCCCCUGGAAGAUCCACGAUGCAAAGAAGAAGUCGACGGGAACCGCGGCUUCGGUGUUCAUCUUUGAUCGCAAGUCACUGGAGAGCCGCUCUGGUGGAUUUGGAAGAAGCUCCGGGUCAUCCAAUAAGAAGCUGCAGGAAGAUGUGAUUGAACGCCUCAAACGCGAAGCGAGCAAUCUCGCUCGUUUAAGACACCCGUCUAUCCUUCAGGUCCUGGAGCCUGUUGAAGAUACGAGAAAUGGCGGUCUCAUGUUCGCGACAGAACAUCUGACUGCUUCGCUUUCUGGGCUCCUUCUCGAGAAAGACGACCAAGGGAACACUACACGUGCUGGUUCGCGGGCAAGCCGGUACAUGGUCGAGGAAGCCGAUGGGACAAGGAGGAGAAGAGAUGUUGAGAUUGAUGAGUUGGAGAUUCAAAAGGGCCUCUUGCAAGUUGCCAAGGGUCUCGAAUUCCUGCACGAAUCCGCUGGCUUGGUCCAUGGAAACCUAAACCCGGAGGCUAUCUACAUCAAUGCCAAAUCAGAUUGGAAGAUCUCUGGUCUGGGAUUUGCAGGGCCUCCCGACUCCUCCGAAACCAAAUCUUCACUUCCGCCAUUGGCUGUGUCUGAGGUUCUUUACCAAGAUCCGAGAGUGCCAGCAUCCGUGCAACUGAACUUGGACUACACCUCGCCUGACUUUGCUCUCGACUCUAAUGUAUCUUCAGCCGCCGACUUGUUCUCUUUGGGUCUCAUCAUCAUCUCGCUAUACAACUCUCCGCACACCUCGCCUCUGCAAACACACGCCAAUCUAACUACAUAUAAGAAGCUCCUCAGCUCACCUUCCACCACACCGUCCCAAGGAAACAACUUCCUUUGUUCGAAUCCGAUCCCCAAUGGUGUUCUCACGCAUGUCUUACCGAGACUCAUCACUCGACGACCUGCCCAGCGAAUGAAUGCCCGCGAGUUCCAGCAAUCCCAAUAUUUCGACAAUGUGCUGGUUUCUACUAUCCGAUUUCUGGAAUCUUUGCCCACGAAAAGCCCAAGUGAAAAGACCCAAUUUCUUCGAGGACUACAGCGCGUGCUUCCCGAAUUCCCUGUUUCUGUGCUAGAGAGGAAACUUUUGGGCGUUUUGAUGGAUGAGCUGAAAGACCGUGAACUUCUCCCCUUGAUUCUCCAAAACGUCUUUGGGAUUUUGAAACGUAUUCCUAAUGGGCGUCGCGUCUUUCCCGAAAAGAUCAUCCCCGGCCUCAAGGCAGUUUUCGGGACUACGUCAAGCAAAACGCCAGCCGAGCGAGACUCCAAGAAGGACGCCGGUCUUAUGGUCGUGUUCGAGAACAUGAAACUCAUUGCCAGCAAUUGUUCAGGAAUGGAAUUCAAAGAUGAAAUCCUUCCACUGAUUCGGCUUGGGCUAGACUCACCGCAACAUUCUUUGGUGGACGCUUCCAUCAAAUGCCUCCCGGUGAUGCUGCCAGUUCUUGAUUUCAGCACCGUCAAGAAUGAGGUGUUCCCUCCCAUUGCUGCCACUUUCAGCCGUACCAGUAGCCUUGCCAUCAAGGUUCGCAGUCUUGAGGCAUUCAGUGUGCUUUGUGGAGCCUCGUCGGAUGAUUCCGAUGGUUUAGAUGAUGAUCUCUCUGGGGUUGUGGCGAACAAAGCCACAACAUCGAAAUCUUCGAUCCUGGAUAAGUAUACCAUCCAAGAGAAGCUGGUCCCUUCACUUAAAGCGAUCAAAACAAAGGAGCCUUCGGUGAUGAUGGCAGCACUCAAGGUGUUCCGUCAGGUGGGAAUUGUUGCAGACACUGAGUUUUUGGCUUUGGAAGUGCUUCCUGUCCUUUGGAGCUUCAGUCUCGGGCCUUUGUUGAGCCUGGGUCAAUUUAAUGACUACAUGGCCCUGAUCAAGACACUCUCAAACCGGAUUGAGCAAGAGCAGUGCAAGAAGCUCCAAGAGUUGUCCACCGGCACUGGGGCGGCUGGUUUCCAAAACGGGGCCAAUGAGCUGACCCAGUCCGCUACAGGCCUCAGCUCGCCAGAUGCAGAUGCUGCCGGCAGUUUUGAGCGCCUUGUCCUUGGAAAGAAAGCCUCGUCUGCCAAUGGUGAGGCUAUAGACAUGUGGGGCGGGAUGGAUUCUGCUCCAGCCAAAGCUACUCCCCCAAGCAUGUCGCCUUCCAUCUCCUGGUCUUCCAAUAAUGCCGGCAUGACCAACCAGGCCAGCACCCUGAGCUCUCAAUCUAACCUUGGUUUCCGUUCGAUUACUCCGGAUCAGAAACUGAGCUCAUUCCCCUCUCUGGCACCUGCUCCCCCUCGGCAGGCUUCGCCCAUUACCCAGCCGGCUGCCCAGCCCUUCCCUCCUCUGCAACCACAACCUUCAUCUUCAUCUAUAUGGGGAGCGCCAGCCAAUUCCACUACACGACCACAGAUGGGCGCACCUAGUCCGUCUUUGACCUCCAUGUCGACUAUGACCCCGUCGAAUUAUAUGUCCGGAUCUACCACGGCAGCACCUAACUACUCCUCGUUCUCAAUUCCCCCUCCCCCUGGUGGGGGCAUGGGCUCUAGCAGCACCAUGAGGUCUCCAUUGAGUCCUAGUACAAGGUCAACAUCCUUCCAAUCCGCAGCUCCACCCCCGCCAAUGGCGAGUCCAAAGCAAGGACUGGACAAAUAUGAAAGUUUGAUUUAG
This is a messenger RNA of Penicillium brevicompactum, 2730 nucleotides long. Its product is annotated as putative protein kinase Scy1. The transcript is spliced from 2 exons. Gene Ontology annotation, molecular function: protein kinase activity; ATP binding. Lineage: Eukaryota; Fungi; Ascomycota; Eurotiomycetes; Eurotiales; Aspergillaceae. Bases 1 to 2730 code for a protein of 909 amino acids. The record is from RefSeq and is a predicted model, not a curated record. Gene Ontology annotation, biological process: protein phosphorylation.